Messenger RNA from Stylonychia lemnae, 6501 nucleotides. NCBI's taxonomy places the organism in Eukaryota, Ciliophora, Spirotrichea, Sporadotrichida, Oxytrichidae. The record is from the annotation of a GenBank genome assembly.
AUGCCAGGUGAUUAAGAUUUUUGUAGUGGACUCAUGCCACAACAGCCACUACAUUCAUCUCUCUUUACCAAACUUUUAUAAACUAAAAGGAAUGUAAAUCUAAUAACUAACCCUAAUAAAUUUAAGCUUGAAGGCUUAAAUUUUGUGGGAACUUCUGGUUAAAAUAUCAAAGAUAUAUAGAGAUAUACUAAUUAUUAGGACCCAACUGAAAUCAUGGAGCUAACUUUGAAAAUUAGACAUUUGUGCCCUACUUGUCCAGAUACUCUGAGAUCAUAUCCCUUUGUUGAAAAUGAUCCAUUUGUGAUUUAAGAAAUCCCUCAAGUUUAUUUUAGUGGGAAUCAAGAUGUAUUCCAAUAAAAGCUAAUUGUUGAUGAAUAUUAGACAGAUGAGCAAAAGAAGUUUAUUAAGAUUUUGAGCAUUCCAAAGUUUAGAGAAACUGGUUCUCUUGUCUUACUAGAUACAAUUUCAAUUCAAGCCUAUUAGUACAUAUUCGAUCAUGAAAAAGCUGAAUAAUAAGCACAAUUGAAGCUUGUUAACCUAGACUUUCAACUAUUCCUCGAGGACCUUGAAAUCUUAAACCUUUAAGAUGCAAAUCCUACAUAUGAUGUGGAAAGAUACUUAGAUAUUCUAAAAAUUAUAAGAAUGAUGGGUAGAAAUAAAAGAUCUGUGGCUUAAGUUUACCACAUGCUCGGGGUUAUAUUUGUUGUCAGUGAUGUUGUUGAUUUAUAAAAGGAUCGCGAAAGAUAAAUCGAUUGCAUUGUUUAGAAAUUUAAGUUAUGCCAUGAUCUUGCAAAGACUCUCAGGAUAUCUAUCUAAGAUUUACUCAUAAAUUGCCCAAGCGAAAUUUGUGGCAAAAUUACUUAUAUUCUGAUCUAAAAUGGAGAUGCAGUUUCUGCCAUUGAAUACUUUAUGGGUGUCAAUUUUUACCUUCAAAAUAUUCUACCUAGAUCCUGGUAUUUCCUUAUCUCAGAGAAGGGAAUAACAUUUGACUAACUUUAAAAGACUUUACUAGAGUAUAAAUGGUAUAAUGCCAAGCUAGACCUUAGAAGAAUCAGGGAAAAUCUCUAUGAAUGUAUUGCAAAAAUUGCAUUUAAUGAUAAGUUACAAUAUAGCCAGAAAAAGAAUCUACUUGUGAUGAUGAAAAAUACCUUCUCAUUCAAAGAUGACUAAGAACUGAUUGACCUAAUAAAUAGUUUCAUAAAAUAUAAAGAAAAUUAAGCAGCAGCAACUUUUGAGACAAGACUAUUAUCGACCUUAAUGAAAAAACUAUCAUAUGGAAAGAAAUAUUACCUUGAAAAACUUAUGAGAAGAAAUGAAAAAGCUAAGACGCUAAGGUAAUUUGACAGAAAGCAAUUUUAAAACCAAGAAUUUUACAAUAAAAAAGGUACUUAGGCAUAAAAGAAGAUUUAAAGAUUUUAAGAUGCUUUGGAAUUCAUCAACAAAGAAUUAAAGAAAUGCAGCGCUCUCGCAAAAUCAGAUUUUAUCAUUAGCUUUUUGGAGACUUUCAAAACUAAUUAUCCUGCAUAUAUAACUGCAGAGAAUGAACCAAUGAUAAGAUAAAAUAAGCUAAUUCAAUUCAUAACAACAGUUGAUUUGCUGAUGAAAACAAUGGUUGAUGAGGAGUAUUUCCAACAAGCUCUCAUAAUGAUGACAAUCUACGUCCUAAAGCUAGGUAUCGAAUAUCAAGAUACUGUGGAAAUAUCUAUAUUUUCAAUGCAAAUUUUAUUGAAUGCUAUUGGUUUGCGAUAAGCUUCUCCUUACCUAAGUAGAUUUUUCUCAUUAGCUGUUCUAGCAUAUAUGAAAUUUCCAUAGAAAUCGAAAAUUAAGAAAUAUACUAGCAAGAUUGUAGGUUUCUAUGUAAAGGAAAAAACAAAAAUUACUAAGUCAUAUUUCAAGGAAUUUCAAUUUUUACUGCUCAGUAAACUAUCAGAAAUUUCUGCUCUUCAUGAAUCAGUAGCUAUCAUUAGUUCUGAGCUCUAUGGCUCAAUCGAGAAUAUUGAAACAAGCUUGAAAAGUCUAGUGGAAUAAUUUAAAUAUGGCAAUGAGGAUAUAAGACUAUUGAACACUACUUAUAUUCUUGAGCUAUUGGAAAAUCAAGGUAGCUAGGAAGUUAGAAAUGUUUUAAUUUAACCAGAAAACUUGAAAAUUGUUUACUAAGGAGUCUUGGAGAUAACUUAAGGCUAUAAAACAGAGAAAAGUAUUAAGCUAUCCAUUUUAAGUGCUAAAGUAAUUGCUGCGAUCGGAAUAUGCUAAACUUUUGUCAAUGACCCAAAGAGCUUAAAAGCCACUAAUCAAAUGACAUUGGUAGGAAAGAAAGAAUAGGAAAUCCAAAAGUAAGGAGAUGACUAAAAUCCAAAUAUUAUUAGGAGUGACUACUAUAAUCCUCUUACUAAUCUUAGAUACAAAAAUCAAGAGCAGGAUAACACCUUGGAGUAACUUGCUUUCCCAUCAUUUUUAGAACUGCCUAUAGAAAGAAAAGACAUAAUUAAAUUUGGAUCCUAGUUGCUGCUUAAGAUUAUUUCAAUGACUAAUGUUACUGAUCAGAAACCCUAAGUCUAUUAUUACACAUAAUUUCUGAUAGAUAGAUUUAUUUGCUCACAAAAACUAAUUUCGAAUAACUAGCAAGACUAAAAUCAGUAUGAAUAAAUUAAAGAAAAACUGUCAAAGGUGGAAAAUCUAUCUAAGGGAGUUUACAGAUAUAUAAAGCUUGAUCUAGACCCAGUCACUACUAUUGAGGAUCCCACCAAUGGUUUCUCAAAAUUUAACAUUAAGAGGCUGGCAUUGUUUCUCAUUCACAAAAUAACUGAUAGAUCUUGGCAAGAACUAUUUGAGGCAUGCAUUCCAGCAUUAAAAUCAAGCAACCAAGUGCUAGAAUUAUUACUACCUUACCUAAUAUACUUUGCAAUAAGAUUUAACACUGUCGAUGAUAAAUUAUGUGAUGAUAUUGGAAAUCUAUUCAAUAAGAUUUUAGAUUCAAAUGGAAUAACAUAGAUAAUAAUAACUCUGAGGGUAUAAGAUUUUCUAAAAAUAUGCUUGCAAUAAGAUAAGAAAAUCUUUAAGACAUUCAUUGAGAAUGACACUAAGUUCAAGUAUGUUGAGAAAUUAUUCCAUAUUGAUAUGGAUAUAUCUAGAGUCAAAGACUAGAAUGUGAUGAAUUUUAUCAAAGUUCUUGAUGGUAAUAUCAAUGUAAAACUAUCAUUUCUAGCAGUAAAGAAAAUUAAAGGUUUACUUAGCAAAAUUGACAAGAUCAAAAAGAUAAAGGCAUCAAGAAAAGUAAAAGCUUACCAACGCUGUAUUUAUAGCUUUGAAGAUCAUUUCAGAUCUACACAAACUUCAGUGAAAUCAAGUGAAAAAGGCUUCCUUGAUAUUCUUACCCCUGAUGACACUAUUGACAUAGUUAAUUUUCAUAGACAACUGAAUCCUGAAGAUUUUGACUAUGGAAUUUUUAAUUAGAUUUCUGAAAAAGAUGUUUACUCCAAAAGAAGACACUAAUCAGAGGAUUAGGAAAUGGUAGAUGAGGAAAGAGUUGAAGAAGAAGCUUCGUAGGUAGAUUCAAAAUAAUUUAACAAGAAAUUUGAUAAGUUAAUGGAGAAAACUCAGUUGAUUGAAUACUGGAAAAAUGGUUAGUGGGAAUAUGUUCAAGAGUGGCUUUCUGAAAUAGAUAUCACCUAGUUUAACUCAGAUAUGAUAUUUUUAGAAAGAGAAAUAGAUAAUCCAAUUCAGAAAUUCGAAAUGCUUAUCAGUAUUUUUGUUGGAGAGUAUCAUAAAGGAUUAUAGUGUCUUUUAAGAAAUGAUGAUACAUUUGACAAUCCUGAUUAUCUCGCCUCAUUAGAUAAAAUCAAUAAAUUCUUCAAUCUUUUAUACAGUGAAUUUAUUCUCAGUCUUGAUGGAAUUUAAGGAGAAAUAUCCUAUCAGUAUAAACUAUAUCUGCAUGUGAUUUAUGAGCUUGACUCUGCAGUCCACUUCUUAAAAGAUGCAAUGUUCUUAGAAAGAGAUAAAAUCUCAGAAAUCAUUAGAAAGGAAGUUAAUAGAGAUAAGAGAAGAUUUGAAAAGGUGUACUAUGAAUUUGAUAUGAAAAACAUUUUCGAGAAACUACUCUCAUGGUUUGAAGAAAGAUCAUCAAUGCUGCAAAGUUCAACUGAGUCUCUUAAACUAAUAUACUAUAUAAGAAGAAUGAUUUUCAAACUUUACGAUAGAGAGCAUGAGUAUGCUUUCUAUCUAAUGAAACUUGCUAAAAUUUAUAGAAAGACUAGCAAUGAUAUACUGCUAAUCAAUUCUUUGUUCAAAGAAUGCUAGGAAUAUAAGCAUAUGAUAGUGGAUUAUGACCUUGAAUAUGCGAAGUAUAUGCUCAAAACUAAAAAUGCUCAUGAAGCAUAUUAGUAUUUGAUUUAGGCAUAGGAGAGCAUAAAGUAGCAAUGCGAUAAUAUGUACAAGAGCACCAAAUUCAAUUGGAUGCCAUAGAGAGUAUAUGAGAAAGCUAUAUUAUUAAGUAUUGAACUAUAGAUUAAGCUGGACCCUCACAACCAAAAUAUUCUUAAAAGAUUUGAUGAAUUCCUAAAAAUAAUGGGUAAGAAUUCUUGGGAAAAGCCAGUUUUUAGAUAUGCCUAGUACUUAGAUGAGUUGGAUAAUAAAAAUAUAGGAACUCCUAACUAAGGUACACUCGAUCUUAAUGAUUAGAGGAAGAGAUAAAUUUAGAAGAUAUUCUACUAUAUCAAUAGUCUAAAGCAUGGGUAUAAAUAUAUUUGGUAAAGUUUCCCGAGAGCAUUAGAAUUGUGGUUUGAAUACAAUGAAAAAGAUCAAGACUCAGAAAAAAUUAAUCAUUUUAUGAGACAAGAACUAGCCAAAUUAGAAGUAUUCAAGUUAGCUUCAGUACUUUAAAUUCUACUCUCAAGAUAUGGACAUCCUAAGGAUCAAGUAAGAGAAGUCAUUAUUCUAGUAUUAUCUAAGGUGGCAGCUCAGUUCCCUGGGCAAUGCGCAUGGUGGAUAUUCCAUUUCUUGCACUUUGAAUAAGAAUCUGCACCAGGAAUAAAGAAGAACUAAGUAUCUACAAAACUCUAAGCUAUCAGUAGAGCAGAUUUUGCCAAAUAAUUACUUGGUAAAAUUAUGGGAUUCGAUGAGCAAGCUUACAAAAAAAUUAUAGAAGGCGAAAAGAUUUUCUUAGAGCUAAAGAAACUAUCAGAGAGAAGUCCACCUUAACCAAACAGUACAACAAUGGAACUUCCCUAAGCUUUGCAAAAAGUUUAAACCAGCAGUCUUGUAAUGCCAAUUGAAGAAAAUUUAUCACCUUAACUGCCGCCUUAAAACUUUAGAGUUAAUUUCAAGUAAAGCUGCCUAGUUAGUACGACUUAGAAAAUAACAGAGCUAAACAGGUUUAAUGCAGAAAUUAUAAAUUCAAAGGAUGCUUUUGACCAUCAGCACUUGAAUGAUGAAAGUGCAAUGGAGGAAGCUAAAAAUGCUUAAAAAGAAUACCCAGCCUAUAAACUGCAUCCUGUAUUUAUAGCUGGUUUCUUGAACGAAGCAACAAUUAUGAUGUCUAAAGAAAAACCAAAGAAGAUAGGAAUAAUUGGGUCUAACAAAUAAGUCUAUAACUUCUUGCUUAAAUGUGAUAAGUUUGGCGAUCUCAGAAAAGAACAGAGAUUUAUUGAUUUUGCAGUACUUUGUAAUAAAAUGCUUGAGAACGACGCUGAGAGUAGAAAAAGAAAUCUUAGAUUGCGAACAAAUGCGAUAGUUCCUCUAAGCAGAAAUACAGGAUUAAUCGAGUGGAUUUAGAAUACAAGUACUCUCAAAACAAUAGUCGGCGAUUAUUGGAAAAAGAACAACAUUAAGGGGGAAAUGUAGGAUAUUAAGCAAAAAGCUAUCAGCCUUAAAAUGGGAGAAACUCACACUCAAAUCUGGCAAUAUGUUAAAGAAGACAUUAAACCAGUUUUAGGAACCUGGAUGGCUGAUCAUUUCCCUAGCCCCGAGACUUGGUAUGAGGCCAGAAUAAAUUUCAUUAGGUCUACUGCGAUUUGGUCUAUGAUUGGAUAUGUAAUUGGACUAGGAGAUAGACAUGGUGAUAACAUCCUAAUUCAUAUGCAUACAGGAGAAGUAACCCAUGUUGAUUUCGACUGUAUAUUUGAAAAAGGAGCAAAGCUUAAGAUUCCAGAGAUAGUGCCCUUUAGACUGACUUAGAACAUAAUGGAUGCAUUUGGAAUUUUCAAAGAAAAAGGAGUUUACUAAAGAACUUGCGAAGUAGUAGAGAGAGUAUUGAGAAAGAAUGCUAAGAAUAUCAUAUCAUUCUUGGACUCUUUCAUUCAUGAUCCACUUAUUGAAAGCACUCAGAACAUUAAAGUUGAGAUUAAAUCUGCUCUUGAUGUUGUUAAAUAGAAACUAUAUGGCUAGAUUAAAGGAGACCAGGGUGGUAGUGUCUCAGUGGAGGAUCAAGUCGAGACUGUGAUUUUACAUGCAAUUAAUGAUGAAUCAUUGUCAAAAAUGUAUAUUGGCUGGAUGCCUUGGCUAUGA